AAGACUUGAUUUUAGGUUUAAAAAAUGGGCCGAUACGCACGUGAGCCAGAAAAUGCUGCAAAAUCUUGCAAAGCAAAAGGUUCAAACUUAAGAGUACACUUUAAGAACACAUGUGAAACUGCAAAUGCAAUUAGGAAGAUGCCUCUCAAAAGGGCCGUAGCAUAUUUAAAGAACGUAAUAAUUCAGAAGGAGUGUAUUCCAUUUAGAAGAUUUAAUGGUGGAGUAGGUCGUUGUGCCCAGGCAAAACAGUUUGGUACCACACAGGGAAGAUGGCCUAAAAAGUCAGCAGAGUUUCUUUUACAACUCUUGAGAAAUGCUGAAAGCAAUGCAGACUACAGUGGACUGGAUGUAGACAGAUUAGUAGUAGAACAUAUUCAGGUAAACAGAGCCGCUUGUUUGAGGCGUCGUACCUACAGAGCCCAUGGUAGGAUCAAUCCUUACAUGUCUUCACCUUGCCAUAUUGAAUUAUGGUUAACUGAAGGAGAAUCAUCACAAGAUGCUCCCAAAAAGGCAUCACAGAAAAAGAAAUCAACACUUGACAAAGUGAAGAGACCAAAAGCACCCCCAGCUGUGACCCAUUAAAUGUUCUAUCUGUCACCUGUUAAUAAUAAAAUUUGAUUGCCAC
Messenger RNA from Diabrotica balteata, 625 nucleotides. The record is from the annotation of a GenBank genome assembly. NCBI's taxonomy places the organism in Eukaryota, Metazoa, Arthropoda, Insecta, Coleoptera, Chrysomelidae.